Molecule: messenger RNA, 1027 nt
Organism: Cottoperca gobio
Lineage: Eukaryota; Metazoa; Chordata; Actinopteri; Perciformes; Bovichtidae
Exons: 3
Coding region: 13-855 (280 amino acids)
Source: RefSeq, a predicted model, not a curated record
UCAGUCAAACGGAUGAGAAAAGUUAUAGAGCUUCUCAACUCUAGCCAGCUGUUCUUUCCACCACUUCUGUGCACCGAGGACGCCACAAUGUUUCAGCUGAUGUCGUUUGUUCAUCAUCGGCUGUACACAGCUGCAGAGGACAUCCUGGUAGAGGUGGAGAAAACCAUAACGUUAGCUUUGAACAAAGCAGAGCCCAACUAUCAGCGUCAGAAACUGGACUUUCUGCGUCAGAUAUCAGCGCCAGAACCUCCACUGACUGGAGAGGAAGUGCUGCAGGAGACCUCAACCCAUCCCUCGAUACGAGAAGAGUCCAACCUGAGCACAGCUGAUGUCCCAGUCCGCUCUCAACCGGGUGCAGAUACAGACCAUGAUUGGAACUACUGCUUAGCUCUGACAAACUUUAAGAUGUCCAAAAUAAAAGAGGAGGAUGAAGAAAUUGGGGAUGACAGUCAAAUACAGGAGGUUAUUUUUCAUUUUCCUGAAGAUGUGAAAAGUGAGCCGGAGACACAAGUGUCUUAUGAAUUACAGCCAAUUUCUUCAGACUUCUCUGCAGCUCAGAGUGACGGCAAUGGCAGUAAUGAAGAGUGGGAGCAGAGCAAAGGAGUACGGACAAAGAAGAAGAGAAGAAAAGCAAAGAUUUUGCAAAGACACAAUGAAAAUGGCAGUCAAAGUCAAAAGGAGCACAGAGUUUGUCCUAUAUGUGAAAAGGAUUUCCAGUACAUCCGUCCCUUCAUGAAGCACAUUAGAAAACACACGAUGACAAGGCCAAAUGUUCAAGAUAGUCAUGUUCACAAUAUCGGAUCCAAACAUGCACAGAUCACAUUCAAUAGUUUCAACAAUCUAGUGAAUAUCUAAAGCAUAAUGCAACCAGUUUGUGUCUAAGGUAUGAUUAGCUCAUACCUGUGAACCCUCCCGUUUUCCCGGGAUUAUCCCGUAUUUUUAACCUUUCAAAAAAACAAAAAAAGGCCUAAUUAAUAAAAGAGUAAAGUGGCCUCCGAUAGAGCAGGUGGUAGUAUUAUGUUUAACU